This is a messenger RNA of Periophthalmus magnuspinnatus, 4636 nucleotides long. RefSeq names its product UV radiation resistance associated gene (gene uvrag). Gene Ontology annotation, cellular component: endosome; lytic vacuole. The record is from RefSeq and is a predicted model, not a curated record. NCBI's taxonomy places the organism in Eukaryota, Metazoa, Chordata, Actinopteri, Gobiiformes, Gobiidae. Gene Ontology annotation, biological process: SNARE complex assembly. Bases 196 to 2478 code for a protein of 760 amino acids. Gene Ontology annotation, molecular function: SNARE binding. The transcript is spliced from 14 exons.
UCCGAGUGAACUGUAGCAAAGAGCUGUACUUUGUUUACGUCCCUCUGGUUAGCUGACAGAUGUUGUGGGUCUCAAGUUAUUGUGAAGCUUGACUGUAUUUCACACCACACGAUUCGGCGAGUUUACGCGCAGGACUAAGGUGUUAGCAUGGCAUGUUUAGUUGAAUGAGGGGGGACGCUACAUGCCGACAGGAGGAUGAACUCUAUCAGUGGCCGGGUCCUCUCCAUCCCCGCCGCCUCUGUCACCAACUCUGGAGCAUCCUCUUCUCGAGCCUUACACGUGGAGCUCACAUCUCAGCAGAGACGACUUCGACAUCUACGGAGCAUCGCGGCUCGAAACAUUGUCCACAGGAAUGGUUCUCCGCUGCUGGACACGUACUUCACCCUGCACCUCUGUGCUGAAGAGCGCAUAUCCAGAGAUUUUUAUAAGAGUGAGGUCAUUCGGGACUCACUGAAUCCCACUUGGAGAAGUUUAGACUUUGGAAUGUUACCGGACCUACUGGACACCUCAGUGUCUUGUUUUGUGGUUAGAAUUUGGGGAGGCCAAGCGGAGCAGUACCAGCUGCUUAUUGAAUGGAAAGUGAACCUGAAUGGUCUUAGAUAUACAGGACAGCAGAUUCGGUCUCGUUAUCCAAAUGAAAUAAUAUUUGGACUGAAUGAUGGCUACUAUGCAGCUGACUUUGAAUAUAAGGACUCCUCUGAAAGGAAAAAGAAGAACAGCCUGCUUCAGGUGGAGCAGACAUCCGUCAGGAACUCCUACAGUGUCUUCUCUUUGCUCAGGCUUCACACAGCACAGAGAGCUAUUAAACAGACGCAAGUGACGGUGCAGAAGAUCGGGAGGGAGAUAGAAGAGAAGUUAAGGACAACAGCAUCUUGCACAGAGCGGAAAAAAGAGCGAGAAUGUAUGCAGCUGCGUAUCGCUGUACUACGCAGUGAACUGGAGCGGCAGACCAAGGCUCUGAGCCGAGAGACCGACCUGAGACAGAAAGAAAGAGCUCAGCUGCAGAAAAAAGAGGAAAGCUUUUCGACUCAACAUGGCAGUCUAAAGCUCGAGAAAGAAUCGCUCACCAGGUUACAGAAGGAAUGCACUGCCAAAAGAGAACAGUUCCUCAAGUCGAACGCACAGCUCACCUUCCGAUGUCGUCAGCUCCUGUCUGAACUCUCCUACAUCUAUCCUAUUGAUGUGGUGAGUAAAUGUCUGUUCGCUUUGAUGCAGUUAUUUGAAUUGAUAACAACUCUCAAAAUUCUCCAAAACUUGAAUCCACAGACAAAUCAGACCGAUUACGUAAUCUGUGGAGUGAAGCUGCCUAACUCGGAGGACUUUCAAGCAAAAGACGAUGGGAGUGUGGCGGUUGCCCUGGGAUACACAGCACACUUGGUGCUCAUGAUCUCGUGCUUCCUUCAGAUACCUCUUCGGUAUCCUGUGAUCCACAAAGGCUCACGCUCCUCCAUCAAAGACACCAUCACAGACCGACUCACAGAGAAGGAGAGAGAAUUUCCAUUAUACCCACGGGGAGAGAGAUUUCAUUUUGAAUACGGCGUCUACCUGCUGAACAAGAACAUUGCUCAGCUGAGAUAUCAACAUGGACUGACCACCCCAGACCUGCAACAGACUCUGCCCAACCUGAAGACGUUCCUGGAGCAUGGCCUGAUGGUCCGAUGUGACAGACACGUGUCCAGUUCCAUCUCCGUUCCAAAGUCCAGUCUCAGUAUUGGUCUGGGCACAGAGUUCCCCAGCCACAGCAGCUCUCCGGACCGCAGCCCGAGAAAACGCAGCAGUUCUGAAGCUGACCAGCAAAAGGCCAAACCUACCCCCCCUCCCAGCUACAACACCGCUGUGGGCAUAGACCCGACCCACCCACAGCCACCUGCUCUGGCGCCUCCAUCGCCCUCCCCCAAGCACCACCCUUCUCUUGAUGCCAGUAUGGCGUCCUUAAACCUUGGCAAGCCCACAGAGGGUAAGCGGGAGGGAGAGGUGGAGAGUAAGGAAGAAGCUAAGCAACAGCAAUCAGAGGAUGUACCAGAAGAGGAGGGGAGAGGUGUUGAAAAAGAGAUUAAAGUUGAAAAACUAGGGACGCACCCACCAAGCAGUUCGUCAAAACCAACCUCCUCAGAAUCUGCGGCUGUAGUAGAGGACAAAGCGUGCUCAUCUACCCAGAAUUCAGGGACCAUGAACGGGUCGCUUGUGGUAGGACCAACAGCUGUGGGUCCCAUACCAGAGCUGCAUUGUUCAGUGGAGCAGGCAGAGGAGAUCAUGGGAACAGAGGCGACGGGGUUGGGUUUGGGGCUGGAGGAGCAGGCCCAACUGGAGGAAGAGUACCGCAGUAUCCCCGUAGACCACGCUGUUGCCGUUGAGUGCGAUGAGCAAGUGCUGGGGGAGCUGGACGUAGCCGGCUUUGAGGAGUUCUCGAGGCGUAUCUAUGCUCUCAAUGAGAACAUGUCCAGCUUUAGAAGACCGCGAAAAAACUCUGAUAAGUGAAGCCAGGACCAUGUGGCAGUGUGGACAAGUGUGCAGAAAACAUAGGAACUCUUCUGGAACUUAUUUGACCAAUUUGCACUUACUAUUCACAUUUCCAUUGUAAUCUUUUAAUGAAUAUAAUUGCAAGUAUUGGGACAGUAAGCAGAUGUGAUGAACUAUGAAUUGUGAAUUUUUAAAGAUUAUUGCCAGAGAUUACAUUUUAUCUGUGUUUGGCUAGUUUAGCAAUUAAAGUUCCAAUAAAAGAGUAGCACUUUGUACAAAUACUUUUGAUGCAAUACCAAACAUCAAUGUCCGAGCAGUUUUCCUCAAUCUAACUCUAACCCGAGCUCUUUGACUCAUAAAGCUGCAACAUUUAAUUGGAAAAAUCAUUCAAAUAAAUAGACUCUAAAACAUUUGCCAAACGACCUUUAUAACAAAUAAAGCUUCAUUACUAAAAAGGGGUAUUAUGCAAAAUCAACUUUUUGGAGCUUUCUGCAAUGUUAUAAUGCUGUUCCCUCUUCAAAACCUGCCUGAAGAGGUUUUAAGGAGGGGAGACAAAAAACGAAAGUGAAACUUACAAAACGACAGUGUGUUGUUUUUGGUGAAUAUAGCAUUUUCAGAACAAUAAAAGUUAACGUGGUGAUAUAAAUGUUAUGUUAUUAGCAGUUAAUACCCCAUAGAAGUAAAAUACUCCCUCUUUAAAUAAAAAUGUCGAAAAGGAACUAUUUCUUAUGUUCAUUACUGUAUCUGGAAUCCCUCAGUUACCAAAUUUCAGCCUUCAUUUGUUGAGAAAUCUAUAUAAACAUCUCAAUGUACAAAAGAAAUAAUUGUUUGUCUAGUUGACUAAGCGACCUACAAGAGAUUCAAGAUGUUAUCGUCACUGUCAUAGAAAACAAAAGUAUGUUUAGAGCAUCAAACACUGUAUAGUUUUGAUGUUUAGUGCAAUACCAAAGGUGCAAGAUAGCCCCAUAAAUAACCCCAGUGUGCACAUUAAUGACAGUGAUCAGUGCCGCACUCAGACCCCUACUGAACCAGUGCAGCCGUAUGUGAGGAAAGAGCCUCAGAUACAACAUGCAGUUUGACAUGUCUCCGCUCUUACCCGUGCCUGCUGUCCCAGUACUUGAGCUGUACUUCACUCAUGGUGUGAGAGAGUGACUGAACUGGGGUGACUGAACUGGCCAUGGUGUGUGUGUGUGAGUGUGUGUGUGCUAGCUAGGCCUGUCACGAUAAAACAGUUUGAAGCGCGAUAUAUUGCUGAAGAAAAUAUGGACUGUUAACCUUCUUCCACCAAGUUCACUUCGCUGUAAAUGAGACUAAACCACACUGUCUUUGUGGUGGCACUUCCGUUUAAGCAGGUUUCCCAUUCGUUUAAAUGGAGAAUAACAAAAAGUACUCCUCUAAUACAAGGAAAGUAAAGAAAAUGUUGUUCCACUUAAUAAUAACUGAACGAUAAUUUGCUAUAGUAAUCAUCGUGGCAGGCCUGGUGCAACAUGCAGGACCUUCUCACUACAGUAGGGUUUUGAUGAAUCCCACCAAUGACCUUCACCUCCAGGUUGUUGCCGUAGAGAGAGGUGGGAGAUUCAGCCAAUCAGAGAGCCCCUAACUGUGAUACACCUGUUUCUCCAUACACUUUGUUCUUGAGGCGGUAAGGCGAGGAUUAUGUGAGCACAUGGCAGGGCUACUGUGCAAUGUACGAUUCAUCUCCAUGUUGUUUUAUUGUUUUAAAUUUUAAGGUAGUCCAGCAUUGUAAACCUCAAUGUUGAUGAUCAUUGUAUUAGACCAAUUAAAUGUUGUAAUUCUGUUUUGUUGAACCGUCACUCAGGCUGUGUUGUCUUGAAGCCCACGUCAGUAACUUCCGUGUAUCAAAAUGCUUUCUUGCACUGGUGGAUUUAUGCAUUAUUUAUAUUUCUGAAAACCAUGCUGUUGAGUUCAAAGAAGAUUCCCAUCGCACAAUAUUUCAGACUGUCCCGGCCAUCGUAAACUCCAGGGGGCGCUCUUGAUGCUGACGGCGUUUUGCAUCAGUGGCCAUGACGGCGAUGGACCCGGGAUGGACCAGUCCGCCUCUCAGAUCUCUGCUGCGGUCGUGUCAUUUCCAUAAACUGAUACCAACAGUUGACCAUGUAAAUAUACUUUUGUAUGGAGGUUUCUUUUCUUAUUAAACACUGUCCAAUGGCAUGAA